This is a messenger RNA of Strongylocentrotus purpuratus (purple sea urchin), 2113 nucleotides long. Its product is annotated as NCK-interacting protein with SH3 domain-like. Lineage: Eukaryota; Metazoa; Echinodermata; Echinoidea; Camarodonta; Strongylocentrotidae. The record is from RefSeq and is a predicted model, not a curated record. The transcript is spliced from 10 exons. Gene Ontology annotation, molecular function: protein binding; Arp2/3 complex binding. Gene Ontology annotation, biological process: endocytosis. The coding region runs from base 36 to 2021 and encodes 661 amino acids.
UGCUGUUUUAUUUGAUUAAUGAGUAAUCAAACAGAAUGUAUGGAAUACGUACACAGCUUGUCAUACCCAUCGGGAAGGAAGUUCCCGAAAAUUUACCGAAGUUUGACAGUCCAGUAAUAUUCCUGACCAUGUUACGUGCAGCAUACCCCUACAGCUCCGAAGCUCCAACAUCAUUGAGCUUCCAAGAAGGUGACCAGUUCACUCUUCUGGAGAAAACAGACCAACACUGGUGGCAAGUCAUGAACCACUUAGGCCAGACUGGGUAUGUUCCAGCCAAAUACAUUGAGAAAGACCAAUCAUCUAAUGAUGAGGUUCUCAGAUCCAUUGACAGGGCGAUUGAAUUCAUCCAUCUGGCUUCUACUGAGAAGGGAGGGUCACUUUCACAGCAACAGAGAGAUAACCUACAGAAGCUUGUACAACAUAGACAGUCCAUUCUGUCUGGCAACACUGCGUCCUCUGAUGGACAACCCAAAAGAAAGGCCCCAGAUCUCCCAAGACAGACUUCUACUGAGCAUCGAAAAGCGCCGCUACCUCCUUCACAACAGAACUCAUCUCCCCAACGAGAACAAGCAGCAGGAUUAUCACGUUCCACAAGGACCUCAACGAAGAUUAGAGCUGCCCCAAAGCCACCCCAGAGAAACGAGAGUGUGAAGCAGAGCCCUCAAGAUCAAGCUGACUCCGGAAGUUCUAGCCAAGCAUUAGCCACCUCUACACCCAAAUCAACGAGUAAAGCCGAUAGGGAAACACCAAACCAUAGUCAAAUGCCAUCAGAACCUGUCAUACCCAAGGGACUACUUGGUGAACUGGUGGAGCAGGUUAGAAUAGAAACGGAUUUGAGCUACGACAUGUCAAAGCAAGCAGUAGGGACUGUCCUAGAGAGGGUAGGAUCUGCAGUUCCAGAGGUUGCAAAUGUCAUGGCUGCAAUUCUGUCAAGUUUAACAAAUGAUCUGAAUAUGACGAGCUCAAAUAUCAUCAUUGAAGGAAGCAGAGAUCAUGAGAGGUUAGAGGUCAUCUUUAAAGAAUUGACAGCUUGUAAAGAUGAUGCACAGCAGAGGAGUUGGGCAUUACAUGAAGAUGAAGCUAUCAUCAGUGGACACCUAGAGGAACUCAUCACAAUACUAUCUGAUGCAGAUCCAAGGGUUUGUAAAGCAGUGGUUAAGAAGGAUCACUUUGAAUACAUCCAGAAUCUGGUGUUAUACUACCAAAUGGAGCUCCGGUCAUCUCUUCGACUGCUACUGCUGAAGGUGUUUGGAGCCUUGUGCAACCUGGAUCGCGAUGCUCUGUCCAGUCUCCUAUGUUCUGUCCUCCCUGUGGAGCUUGCUAGGGAUAUGAUGACUGAUCAGGAAAACAUCCCCAAGCUCUGCUACUCGGCUCUCGUUUGUACUAUGCUGCUCUCUACUGGAGAACAGAUUCCAUUCGGUCAUUAUGACCAACUGAAUGCCGAGUUUGUAAACUACCUGUUAGAUUCCAUGGAUAACCCCCCUCCUGCUGAUGAACUAGAUCAAGUACCAGACCUGUUUGUCAACCUCAUUCUGGCCUUCAAUCUUCAUCUCAGAGUUCCUGCCGAAAGUAUUGUGAUGACAGUAUUGGCAGAGAGGAGGAGUGCAAAGACUUUCAGUGAAAAGAUCAUGCUUCUGGUCAACAGAGGAGUGGAUCCUGUGAAGGUAUUUGAUCAUUGCUCAGACACACAGGACUCUCUUCUAAAGUUCAUGGCAGACAUGUUUUCAAGUCCUGUGACCUCUGACCUCUUCUAUUCUAAUGAUAUGAAAGUACUGAUUGAUAUCAUUGUGAGGCUGAUCAAAGAUUCAAAUCCAGGUGAUCAGGUGCGCACAGAAUAUUUGUCUCUCAUCUUCAGCAUCUUCAUCAAUACCUCAUACUGGGAGGACUGCCAUAGGUUAUCAGAGCUUGAGAGUGCCUUCGUUGCCAUAGCAAUAGAAGAGGGUCAAGAGAGUGAACAGGACCAACUCAUUGUCAAAGAGAUCCAACAAAAGUUUGGGUCAAAGUUCACAGGACAAAUUUAAAGCUCUUUAAAGACCGUAGAUCUUCUUUCUUUUUAUGCCUCCAUUACGAAGUAGCCGGAGGCAUUAUGUUUUUGGGUUGUCCGUCCGUACAU